AUGAAACCCUCUGACCUCGUCGCAGCGGCCCUAUUCGGGCUCGCCUCAAGCUACCCAGCUCUCCAAAUCAGCAAGUCCAACGUCACUGUCUCCUGGGCCGAUGCCGCGUCGGCCGACGGCUGCCGCUCCUGUGAGCCCUUUGACAACUGCCACUCGUCCUUGUCGGGCAACUGCCCCAAAGGCCAUCUCGUGGCUAAGGACAAUAACUGCCGUGCCACGUUUGCCUACGAGGACAACGUCAAAUUUGUUGAGUGUUAA
This is a messenger RNA of Lasiosphaeria miniovina, 258 nucleotides long. RefSeq lists its product as uncharacterized. The transcript has 2 exons. Lineage: Eukaryota; Fungi; Ascomycota; Sordariomycetes; Sordariales; Lasiosphaeriaceae. Bases 1 to 258 code for a protein of 85 amino acids. The record is from RefSeq and is a predicted model, not a curated record.